Messenger RNA from Gloeophyllum trabeum ATCC 11539, 1662 nucleotides. RefSeq lists its product as uncharacterized. Lineage: Eukaryota; Fungi; Basidiomycota; Agaricomycetes; Gloeophyllales; Gloeophyllaceae. The transcript is spliced from 2 exons. The coding region runs from base 1 to 1662 and encodes 553 amino acids. The record is from RefSeq and is a predicted model, not a curated record.
AUGUAUUGCCGCCGAGUGGCACGUUCAUCCGCUCACCGUCCCGCCCGCAUACGAGCACCCACCCUCAGCGCUCGCGACUCCAGGAUGCCGAGCCACGCUGCGCACAUUCCCCUCGAGCUGUGUCGCAUCAUCUGCAACGAACUGCGAAGGCCUACUGCGAGCGGACUACCAGCGGGAACACUCAGUCACGUCAACCUGGCACUCGCCUGCAAAUAUUGGUCCGGGCCUGCCCUCGACGCGUUAUGGGAGAACAUGCACAGCCUUGCGCCGCUCCUCGCGCUUCUGCCACCGGGGCUGUUGCGGCUGGGACAGACGUACUACAAUAUCCCGGAUUACCAGGUUUACCAGAUGCACUGGAGCCGGUUCGAUAGAUACAGCAGACGCGUGCGCCGCUUGCGGGUCUCCGGCGCAGACGGUAAGGUUGACUUUGAUGCUAUCAUCAACCUCGUUUCUUCGAGCCCGCGUCCGAUCCUGCCGGCGCUGAUGGGACUUGAGUGGGGGCAUUGGUAUUGCAACCUGGAUAUGGACCCGCGGCUCGGCCCCGUUCUUUCGGCCAUCGUCACUCCGUCCCUGCGAGAAAUAGCAUUCACGACCUGCAGCAAGGGCGACGACCACGGCGAUCUCGACCAGGCGCUGCUUACAAUGCGCGACGAUGCCCUAGGCGAGUUCUUUGCGGCACUUCCGGAAAGGGCCCCGCAUCUCAAGAUCCUGCGACUCGGGGGGCCGCUUACCAAUGUCUCACUUGAAUUUCUUUCAAAGUUCAGGUUGCUGCGGACCCUCGACUUCAGCGAUAUUCCGUUACGGGCGGGAGGAUUCUUGAACGCACCGUUUUUGGACACGCUAUCCUCCCUCUCCACCCUCACGACCUUGAGGAUUUCAGGAUUGGAGAUGCAUCCCGAGGAUGUCGCAGGCACUAGGUGCAUUUUGCAUGCCCUAGAGGAUUUUGAAGCAGAAUACACCCAGCCGUUGACGGCCCUCGAGCUUCUGAGAAGGGUCUCCUCCAGCAAGAUGAGAAAAUUCUCACUGCGCCUCGUGAACGAGUCGGUGGAGAUCGAGCAUGUGCAGCUACUCUUCCAAUCCUUGCAAAGGUUCGCAAGAUCCAUCACUACUAUCAAACUUGAUUUCUGGGACACGAACUUCGACUGCGAAUCAUCUCCAGAUGGAAUAAGCAUCUUUGCGGUCAUCGAGCCACUGAUCCACCUACCUUGUUUGGACCACGUUCGGCUUCGGUUAGCUCAUAGUCCAGAAAUCGUAUUUACGCCCUUCAGGCUCCUAGACGAAGACAUCGAGCGCAUGGUGUCCGCAUGGCCCAAGCUGGAACAAUUAUUACUUGAAUUCGACGUAGUCGAGCCUGGAACGACGCUUCAGAGUCUUAUCACUUGCGCCAAGUUGAUUCCUCACAUUCGUGAACUGGAACUCCCCGGCAUGCGAGUGGCCAGGGACUUCCUUCAGGCGGACCUUGGGCCCGUCAAGAGUGCCUGUUGCCUAGUGAGCCUUUCCCUUCGCGGCCUGAAAUACGUUAGAGAUGAUGCAGAGGCUAUCGCGAGUACUCUGUAUCGUCUUUUCCCGUAUAUAAACACCGCAACCAUAGGCAAGAACCUUCCCCCUGACAUUUCAGAGUGGUAUAUCUGGAAGGCCCGAUUGCAUUCUGGGCGGUUGUAA